CUCUCUCUCUCCCUCCUUCUUCUAGCUAGGGUCAUGAUGAUGAACAGAGACAUGUUAUUUCAUCAUCAACAACAACAACAACAAGUGGAAGAGAACAUGUCGAAUCUAACAUCAGCUUCAGGAGAUCAAGCAAGUGUGUCUUCUGGAAACAGAACUGAAACUAGUGGCUCUAACAUUAAUCAGCGACAAGAACAGUGUUUUGUUCCACAAUCAUCUCUAAAGAGGAAGAGAAAUCAACCAGGAAAUCCAGACCCAGAAGCAGAAGUGAUGGCUUUAUCACCAAAAACACUAAUGGCGACAAACAGAUUCAUAUGUGAGGUCUGCAAUAAAGGUUUUCAAAGAGACCAAAACUUGCAACUUCACAAGAGAGGACACAAUUUACCAUGGAAGCUUAAGCAAAGAUCAACCAAAGAUGUGAUUAGGAAGAAAGUUUAUGUCUGUCCAGAGCCAGGCUGUGUCCAUCACCAUCCAUCAAGAGCUCUCGGUGACUUAACCGGAAUCAAGAAGCAUUUCUUCAGAAAACAUGGCGAGAAGAAAUGGAAAUGUGAAAAGUGUUCCAAGAAAUAUGCAGUGCAAUCAGAUUGGAAGGCUCAUGCUAAGACUUGUGGCACUAAAGAAUACAGAUGCGACUGUGGAACUCUCUUUUCUAGGAGGGAUAGUUUCAUAACUCAUAGAGCAUUUUGCGAUGCAUUAGCAGAAGAGAGUGCAAGAGCCAUACCAAACCCUAUUAUGAUCCAAGCUUCGAAUUCUCCUCAUCAUCUUCAUCAUCAGCAAACACAACAAAACAUCAGUUUCUCAGCUUCUUCAUCCCAAAACAUCACCAGCAACAGCAAUCUCCAUGGUCCUAUGAAGCAAGAAGAAUCACAUCAUCACUUCCAAAACAUCCCUCCUUGGCUUGUCUCAUCAAACCCUAACCCUAAUGGCAAUAAUGGUAAUUUGUUCCCUCCUCUUGCUUCUUCUGCAAACACUGGGCGGUCCAGCUUUCACCAGCCAUCGCCGGCUAUGUCAGCCACAGCUUUGCUCCAGAAAGCAGCUCAGAUGGGUUCCACGAAGUCAACAACUCCAGAGGAAGAAGAGAGGUCGUCAAGGUCAAGCUAUAAUAACUUGAUCACGACUACAAUGGCUGCGAUGAUGACCUCACCACCUGAACCUGGCUUUGGUUUUCAAGACUAUUACAUGAUGAAUCAUCAACAUCACGGCGGAGGAGAAGCUUUCAACGGCGCUUUUGUCCCUGGAGAAGACAAGAACGACGUCGUGGACGACGGUGGAGGAGAGACGAGAGAUUUCUUGGGGCUAAGGUCGUUAAUGUCGCAUAACGAGAUUCUAAGUUUCGCUAAUAAUCUUGGAAACUGUCUCAACACUUCGGCUUCAGAGCAAGAACAGCAACAUAGCCACCAAGAUUGAAAUAUUAUUAUAUAUGUAUAGAGACUUUUUCUAUAAAAUUAGUUUGAAAAA
This is a messenger RNA of Arabidopsis arenosa, 1455 nucleotides long. The record is from the annotation of a GenBank genome assembly. Lineage: Eukaryota; Viridiplantae; Streptophyta; Magnoliopsida; Brassicales; Brassicaceae.